Heterocephalus glaber (naked mole-rat) is the source of this 4268-nucleotide messenger RNA. Lineage: Eukaryota; Metazoa; Chordata; Mammalia; Rodentia; Bathyergidae. The record is from RefSeq and is a predicted model, not a curated record.
UCCCUGCGGCGGGACUCCCGGGAGCCGGGGAGCGGCGGUUCUCGGCUCCUCAGCGGGGCGCAGGGCCGUCGGCUUCCGGGACGGCCGGGUCCACCCUGGUUCCGCCUGGGCCCUCCGCUGCUGGCCUGGGCCGGUCCCGCCCGGACCCUUCCCUGGCCCAGGCCUCCCGCCUGCCUGGGCUGCUCAGCCUCGCUGCCCUUGGGUCCACAGGCCGGGAGGUGAACAUCGCCCCGCGGGUGACAGUGCAGAGCCCUGUGAGGGAGGCAGGAGGUGCCCAGGACAAGGGAGGGGCACCUGCUGCCGACUGUCAGGGCCUGGAGCCUUCCGGCAGGCUCUGCAGGAACCUUCUCUGGUGGCACUGGGACUCGAACCCCGGCCUGUGCAUGUCAGGCAAGCCCCUACCCCUGAGCUAUCCCCCAGCCAGGCCCCGGGACCCUGGUGCCAACAGAAAGGGCAAGAACCCGUGGCCAGGAACCUCAGCCCAGGUGGCUCAGGUGCUCGGACCUGUGCUUGGUGCUUAGAGCUGGACUCGCACUGCAUCCUUCAGGGCAGUGUCCUCCGGGUUUUCAGAGCCUGCAGAGCAUCCAGCUCAGGUAGAUGCGGUCCCCAGGCCAGAGGUGAGGGACUGAGCCUGCGCUCCCACAGCUGUCCCUCCGCCUGGCCUCUGAGCCAGACAGCGCCGUGCGGCAGGGAGCACGUCCCGGGAGCGAGAGGAGAGGCAGACAGAGCGGGGCUGCUGCCCGGGGAAGGGAGACCAGAGAGGGCCAGGCUGUCACCACGGACUGGCUUCAAAGAGCCUCAGCCCGGUCUGCCAACUGGGGAGCCACACAGGCCAGCUGUGAGGGGCAGAUCCCCUCCAUGGAAGCUGCUCGCUGGGGUAAGGGGCCCUAGGACAAAGGAUGCAGAAGCCUGUGUGAAAAUAAGGAACCAGCAGAAACCCAUCCAAGGACAGAAGAGGUGAAGCGUGGGCCGGGAAGAGUGACCCAGCCCACAGUCUUGCUCCGCGGUAUGAGUCCGUGCCCUCCGUUUCCGACUCAGAACUGCGAGCGUCGUCGGGUGAGCUCCGGGCAGUGCCGCUGACCGCUGCCCCGUGACCUCCUCCCGGCCCAGGUCGAGUCCAGGCCCGCGAUGGACGAAGGCGCCGAGGUGGCGGGCGAGGGCAACUCCCUGACCAAGGCCGUGCACCAGGGCCGGCUGCGCCUCACCCGCCUGCUGCUGGAGGGCGGCGCCUACAUCAACGAGAGCAACGAGCGCGGGGAGACGCCCCUGAUGGUGGCCUGCAGGAGCCGGCACCCCGACAGCCAGGGCGCCGGCAAGGCCCGCAUGGUGCGGUACCUGCUGGAGAACCAGGCCGACCCCAACAUCCAGGACAAGGCGGGCCUGACGGCGCUGAUGCACGCGUGCCUGGCGCGCGCGGGGCCCACCGUGGCCCGGCUGCUGCUGGACGGCGGUGCUGACCUGGGCCUGCAGGACCGCGCGGGCUGCUCAGCGCUGGUGCACGCCAUCCACGCCGACGACGGGGACAUGCUGCAGGUGCUGCUGAGCGCCUGCCGGGCCCGCGGCAAGGAGGUCAUCAUCAUCACCACCGCCACGUCGCCGUCGGGGCGGCACACGACCAGGCAGUACCUGAGCUCGCCGCCCGGGCGCGCCUGUGCCUCCCCCUCCGAGGUGGACGUCGGGCCGGCGCAGGCUCCGGAAGCCCAACGGGCACUCUUUGGCGCCGGAGCCCCGGAGCCCCCCAGCGGCGCCGAGGGCUCCUGGGACCCAGGUUCGCCUGUGGGGAAGCCGAAGCCACCCCCGGCCGCGGCCCGGGGCAGGAGCGCACCGGGCCUGAAGCACCAGCACAGGGUGGCCUCGCUGCAGGAGGAGCUGCUGGACGCGGCCGCCGAGGAGGAGCCCCCCAGCCGCACGCCCGGCCUCCCCAAGCGCCUGGGCACCAGGCACCAGAGCAUGAAGGACGUGAAGGACGCCGCCCUGCUGCUCCGCCCCUGGGAGCCGGCCGAGCCCAGGAAGCUGCCCUGCGACGAGGGCCACCCACCGAGCCCCGAAGACCAGUGGGCCCAAGACGCAGACCCCAGCCAGGCGGCCUGCGCGUCCACUCUGAGCAGCAUUGUGCAGAGGCGGAGCUCGGGGGCGAACCACUACAGCUCCGACUCCCAGCUUGCGGCCCGGCCCGGCCCUGCGGCCUCGGCCUCGGAGAACGGCAGAGCUCUUCCAGGAAAGAAGAAGGUCCUGUCCCCCUCGCCCUCACUGCCGUCUGGGUCCAGGGAUGCGCUGGAGAGUGUCCCGCCGGCGCUGGGCAGGCGGGGCCAGGCAGUCCUGGAGAGGCGAGGGUCUGGGGCCUUCGCUUUAGACCACAGCGUGGCCCAGACCCGGCCCGGGUUCCUGCCGCCCCUUAAUGUGAGUGCCCACCCUCCCGUUCCCGACGUGAACUUUGUCAGCAACAGGCUUUGCAGCCUCCUGUCCUGCGGUCAAAGAGUGCUUGUGCCAACGGUUCCCGUUUUCCCUAAAGAAUUCAAAAGUAAGAAAAUGCUGCUAAGGAGACAGUCAUUGCAAACUGAGCAAAUUAAGCAAUUAGUAAACUUUUGAGAGGGCUGCAAGACACUUAAAUGUCUGCAACAGAGAGAUAGGCAUCUGGGGAAAGAAUCUUAAAUGCCAGUCCUUCAGGUCACACGAUUAGUGUGAUAGUCCACCACUAUCAGGCAGACCAGACUAGAAUGUGUUUGGUUUUAGGCACUGUGAACAUACAAAUAAUAUAUAGCUAGGAGACUUCUCUCAAACCAAAUGAAAGCUACUUUUGGGAAAGUUCCAAUGUUAUCAACCUUCAUGUGGUCCAAGUUUUCCAUUUAAACAAAAAUCAGCAAAGAAAGGCCAACUAUGUUGGAGAUGGUUUUUUUUUGUUUUUUUUUUUUGGUACCGGGGAUUGAACUCGGGUCCUUGCGCUUGCGCAGCAGGCGCCGAAACCACUGAGCUAAAUCCCGGGACCUGGAGAUAAGUUUUUAAAAUGUCAGAUUGGCUUAAUAUGUUAUUAGAAAACAAUGUUUUCAAGUCAAUUUUUAAACAUGUCAAGUCAACAAAUAAGAUUGUAACUUUCCAUGAUGCCAAAGGCAUAAAACACUAAGAGGUAUAAAUCCUGUAGCAUCAAUGAGCCUAGGCUGCAAAGAAUGACCAAAUUAUUUACAAAAAUUAACUGCAGGCAGGUAAAAUCUAAAAUUUUAAAAGAUCAAAAAGUAUAGAUAGAAUAGUCAGCUACAUGAUGUUAGUUAAUACAAGCUGCUAUAAUCCAUGCUGAGUUCGUUGUUUUCUUUGUGUUUUAAACACACCUACCUAUAUUGUUAUCUUUUGGAAUUUUUCCUCCUCUGUAUCUUUUAAUCCCUAUUAUUCUAUCUGGAAGCUUAUUAUAAGUUUCCGGUAACAAGAUAACACAAAAGUUAAAAAUGUUAAAAACCAUUCCUCUUCACUUAAAUUAUUCUUGGCUUCCAAAAAGAAACAAAAAAAAGAAAGAAAAGAAGCACCCUAACCAAAAAAGUUUGGGAUUUGUCACAAAUAGAAACUAAAUGCUUGCUUCAUUAAAAAACAAAACUGAUUAUUAGUUUAGGUUAGCAAAAAUUACUAAAGCCAAUAGAAAAUCACAAAAUGUAGUAAAUAUUUGGUCACACAAUAUCAUUUCCAAUAUGUAGUUAUUAGAAUUCACAUAAUAAGGAUAAAUAAAGAUAACAUCCUACAUGUGACAUUCCAGUCAUCUAGUAUUUUAGGACUUAUAAAUAACUCCUAACAACUUCUAUUAUAAAAUACUGAAAAGUGACUGUUAGCUAUAUGACUUCAAAGUAUGAUGUUUACGCCAAUAAUCCUCAUUUCAAUCUAUCAGUUCUUAAAGAAUAAAUCAAACUACACAAAAGCUGAGCGUACCAAUCUGAUGAUUGUCGAAUACAGAUUUAUUUCUUUGCUUUCUCUAAGUAGGAGAAAUCCUAAUUCUUGGCAUGAUGCUUUUCUUGGUGAUUUGAUAUAAGCAACUUGCUGUGUACAGAGUAAUUAGUUACUUGUGGGUUUCAUUUUUUAAAGUAUUUGGAGUUUUCCACUUUAUGUUUUGAAGCAAAUAAUAUUAAUUACACUAGAAUUUUUUUAUCUAGAACUUAAAAAUUUGUAAGAGCUAAAUGCUUUUACCAAGAAAAGUGCUGGCCUUCAGGUUUUAAGGAUGAGGUUUGGAAGGACAUGUAAAUAGCUUUAGUUCAUAAACAAAAUGGUAUCAAUAAAGGUUUAAAACAUCA